Messenger RNA from Scylla paramamosain (green mud crab), 4337 nucleotides. RefSeq lists its product as uncharacterized. NCBI's taxonomy places the organism in Eukaryota, Metazoa, Arthropoda, Malacostraca, Decapoda, Portunidae. Bases 953 to 3853 code for a protein of 966 amino acids. The record is from RefSeq and is a predicted model, not a curated record. The transcript is spliced from 7 exons.
UAGUGUUGUCUGCGUCGUGCCGAAAGCUAGUGUUUGUUCACCCUCUUUGUGGUAACUCUAGGCGUUGGUUAAGCGUCCUGUGUAACCCCUGCCUCGUAAGAAAAGGUGGUGUUGCGUCUCCAGCUGACAUGUGGGGUCCCCCAGGGGACCAAGAUGGGUCCUCUAUGCUUCCUCCUCCUCAUUAACGACGCCCUCACUGACACCCCCAUCGCUGGAAGUAUGUGGACGACUGCACUGUGGGCGUCCCAGUUUCCACCGAGAACCCGGACUACUCGCCACUGCAAGCGAUUCUGGAGCGGCUGCAGACGUGAACGGAGGAGAGCAGGAUGACCAUCAACCACAACAAAACUGUGGUGAUGCAUUUCUGUACCUCCUCCAUACCAGUGCCCCCUCCCCAGCUCUCAGUGGGCCCUCACCCCCUCCAGGUGAUCCGAUGUGCCAAGCUCCUCGGAGUCACGGUGGACGACCAGCUGACCUGGAAGCAGCAUGUCGCCAGCACCAUAAGAUCAGCUACCUACAGGCUGUACAUGCUGCGCAGACUCAGAUCGCUGGGGACGCCGACAGAUGAGUUAAGGGGGGUGUAUCUUACCUUCAUCCUCCCCAAACUCAUGUACGCCUCCCCAGCGUGGUCCUCCUCCCUCACACAAACUCAACAGCUACAGUUGGAGAGUGUGCAGAAAAGGGCGUGCAGGGUCAUCCUUGGCCCUGCAUACACCACCUAUGAAGAAGCCCUGAACACCCUGAGCCUGUCCAGACUAUCCACCAGGUACCGUGAGGCUGUGGAGAAGUUUGGAAGGGGUCUUCUGAAUCAUCCACGUCUCAGAAACAUGCUGCCGCCUGACUCGCCUCGCCCGACCCGUGCCACGAGACACCACAACAAGAUAACGCCCCUAAAGGCGCCGCGUACGGACCGAGCAGUGAAUGUGGGAAGCCCAGGUGAAGGAGCAAUGCCAUGGCCAGUGCCACCGCCACCGCGGCAGUGGAUUAUCCGCGUCUGAAGCUGUUGUGCAUCUUGGAGGGUCCGGGAGCAGCCGUGCUCUCUUACGCUCUGAAAUGCGGCACAAAGAAGACCGCCUCCACCACCCUCUUGGACCACCUAAAGAACCUCCCGCACACUUCAACGGCCAAUUACCGUGCACUUAAUGGUGAACAGAAGAGGAAGGCUUUUACCAACCUUGAGAAAAAAAAUAUUGCAGAAGAUCCCUCGUGUCAAAGCUUUGAUAUAUCACUUCUCUACAAGUGCAUAAGACUAGCCUGCGAAGAUGUGGCAGGGCUCAGUGAUGCACGCUGGCAAGAUGAUGGAGAGAUGGAGGGCCUGAUCACUAAGAUCAAAGAAGAACGAAACAUUUGUGUGCAUGAAAGGCCUCAUAUGACACAUGAUCAGCAGUUCCUGGACAAAGUUCAGGAGCUCAAGAUUCUCCUCAAUAGAGCCCUUCAGGCUGUCCAGGACAAAUAUGGAGUCUGUGAUGUUGAGACCACAAACGUAAUAAAUACCAUAGCAAGGCAGAUGCAAGAUAUAUUGCAAGCCUUUACUGAAAAUGUUUUAUUAGAAAUGUGCUUUGAGAAACGGCUCCAUUUAUUUAAACAAGUGUCAGUGGGUCACCUGAAGAAUUUUUACAAAAAAAAUGAGUAUUUUGACCCACUGUCCUUUCUUAGUGGAUCCCCAGUAGAACGGGUCCACAUCCAAACCAUAUUUUCAAAACUUGUUCUUAAACAGCAACCAAAGAAUAUUGACAUUGACUGUUUGGGUCUGUUAAAAGUUUUAAGAGAAGAGUUUCAGGGCUCCCAGCCCUCACAGGCUGCCCAGGACCAAAGGCCGCGACUUGCUGUGGUAAGCGGUGUAGCCGGGAGUGGCAAAACCACCCUACUCACUUUCAUUUUGUCCGAAUGGCUCAAAAAAGAGGGUGACUGCCGCAUCACAUAUCUAGAGGAAUUUGAGAUCGUCCUGCGUAUUCUGUGCCGAGACAAAGAUGCUUCCACUCUGGAGACGUUUCUGGGCUUAGUCCUCCCAUCUAGUCUGUUAGUGUUUCAUGAACCUCUCAUGAACUUUUUAAAGCACUGUAAAGUGCUGUUUCUCAUUGACGGACUAGACGAGCUCAACAGCUGUUCCGAUCAGCUGGUGAGUGACAUUCUGAUGGCAAGUAAAUACGCCACAGAUUUUUAUAUUCUCGCCACCUCACGACCGGAGCGAGUGGACCAGUUCUUGGCCCUGACGAGACAGGACUAUCGGCAGUCUCUGAUAUCCAUGCAGGGAAUUCCUGUCGCUGAUAGACAGAGCUUUGCUCUGCAAUACUGCACCUCCACAAACCAGGAUAAGUUGAGGGAGGUCAUAGAAAAAAAAGGCAACAUGCAGUUGUUUGAACUUCCCCUGAACCUAUUAUUUCUGGUUACAUUGUUUGAAGACGAACCCCAGUGCAUUAAGGAAAACACUACCCAGUACAAUUUGUACACUCACAUCCACGAGUGGUGCACAGAAAAGUUGCACCACAGAAUAUCCAUGCACCCCACAUGGGGGAAGAACGAACCAGAGACCCUCAAGACGAGGAUAAAAAGUGUGCUGAAAGAGGUGUACCAAAUGGCACUACAAGGCCUCCUGCAAGACAGAUUGAGCCUCUCGGAUGAGGACAUCAAACGACUGACGGAUUGCUGCAAGAGAGAGGAUCUGCCAAGCCACCAAAUCCUUGGAGCCUUCUUCACUCUGCGGUCGUCCAUCACCAACAGAGUAGUUAAAAGGAAAUACUACACACCACACAAAGGACUGCUGGAAUACUUUGCCGCUCGACAUAUCAUGCAGCACCUUCAUGAUGAAUCCCUCCUAGAACCAGGAGCUAUUAGAAGCCUGCUUCAGGGCGCUGCUCAGCCAAAGACACACCCUCUAGAACCUCGGGGUCUGCGUAACCUUUUCUGCCACGUGGCGGGACUCUUAAGCGAACAAGAGGUCCCAAAACGUCCCGAGACCAUAAAGGAAGUGAUAUACCUGCUAGCAGAGACAGGCGUAGAAUGGGAUGAAUGGCUAUCACUAGUGGAAGACACGGAUUAUAAUGAAAGCUUCCUGCAGGGCAUCGCUCUUCAUGUGACAAAAAAACCUCCUCGUGGCCCAGUAAGGAUAGGAGACAAUAAGUUGGCCAGCGCUGCGGCACUGCUCCCCCGUACACCCGUAACAACGAUGGAACUACACCUGGAGAACGAAAAAGUGAAUAUGGAGAAUGUUUUUGCCUUGAAUGAUCAUCAUUGCCGUGUGUUGUAUCUGCGGCACCAUUACGAGCACCCGAGCCACAUAUUCGCCUCAGACACAGUGCUGCGCGCCAUAAACAGGAGUCGCCUUGUGGGAUUCAGUGGUCACUUGAGCGCUGAUUGCGUGGUGCUACUACCUGAAUGCCUUGAGAAGCUGUACCUGGCGGUAUCUAGUGAUCAACACGCUGCCAGCCUACUAAUGACCAUCACCCGAGCCGCCUCCUCUAUGCCUAAGUUGGGGUGGCUUAGGAUACACGUACCCAUGACGAUGGUAACCCCAGCGGCGAUUUCUACACCACUGCCUAACACAGAAUCGGUGGUCCUUGCCUUGUCUGGCGUGAACAAAAGCCUAAUAAAAGAUACGUGUCAAGUUGCGGCUGCUCUCCAGCCUAGGAGAGGGUAUCAUGGCAUUGGGUUCCCCUGGUGCAGAAUGGAGGCAACAGAGUGGCGGAACCUUUUUCACCUCCUGGCGGCAGCACGGGUCAGGGUAACAGGGGGAGGUAUUGUGAUACCAGCAGAAACCAUCACAAGGGAGGAGUGGCGAGAGCUGGGUGGUCUUGCUAUAACUUUGUGGCGGUGCAGGGUGUGGAGGUACCCUGAUGAGGCAUGUUUCUGGUGAGUCUGAUGAGUCUGAUGAAGAUGAAGAUGAUGAUGAAGAAGACAGGGAGGAGAAGGAAGAGAAAGAGGACAAAAAAAAAACUAUGAUGCUAACAGUUAAACUUUUAUUUGAGUAUUAUCAUGUUAACAUAAAAAUAGUAAUAAUAAUUUCAGUAUUUCAUAUAUUGUUCUUUUAAAUUUUAUUUAAGAGAUAUAUAUGUUUUGAAUGUAUAAUUUAUUUUAAAACUUUUAUUUAAAAGGUUGAGAUUUUUUCUUUUAGGACAUAGGUUAUGGUUAAAAUUUCAAGACUCCUAGUUUUUUUUUUUUUUUUUUUUAUGUUAUAGUAAAACUCAAGAUUUGAUCUUUUAGGAUAAAGACAAAACUUUAAUGUUAAAACAAACAAGAGUUAUUCUCGACAAAGAAGAGUUGUUUUCUUAGAUUACAGUUAAAACUUUACUCUUUUUUUUCAAAAUCAAAAGCAUUGAUUGUGAGACACUUAAAACACA